AUGGCCUUUUCUUUUGACCUAGCCGUCAUCUUCCAACGGGAGAGAAGAAUGAAGAGGAAAUCAAGAGUAACAAUAAGAAGAAGAAGACGAAGAGACAUGUGCAAGAGCCACGAACCGAUGCCAUAUAUUCCUUUCGAUCUCGUGAUCGAGAUUCUAACAAGACUUCCUGCCAAGUCCCUUAUGAGAUUCAAAUCCGUCUCAAAGCUCUGGUCAUCUUUGAUUUGUUCCCGAACGUUCACCAACCGUUUGCUAAGGGUUCCAUCAUUCAUACAGCGUCUAUACGUGACUUUGACCUUCUUGGACAACAGCCUGCAGCGCAAAAGCAAAUUACUAUCAUCGUCGUCUUCUCCUGGCUCGGACAUUAGUACAAUGUCAUCAUUUGUAGUUGACCGAGAUUUGACCACCCCAUCGAUGAAAGGCUACUACCUCUCUCACGUUUUACGCGGCUUGAUGUGCUUCGUAAAGGAGCCAAGUGUGAAAAUAUACAACACUACCACUCGACAACUUGUUGUCUUACCCGACAUAGAAGAAUCCAACAUCAUAGCUGAAGACCACAAGAAUAAGAAGAUCAUGUAUCGUAUUGGACACGAUCCCGUUGGUGAUCAAUAUAAAGUGGUUUGCAUAGUUGCAAGACCUAAUGACGAAUUCGGAGAGCUCAGAAGGUACUUGUCCGAGCAUUGGGUCUUCAUACUAGGAGGAGAUAAAUCAAGUGGAUGGAGAAAAAUUCCUUGCCCAUCUCCCCAUCUUCCUAUAACACAAAUAUUAAGUAUCAACGGGCGUAUGCAUUACCUCGCUUGGGUACAGAAGUUUGAUCCUAUGCUUGUGACUUUCGACUUUAGUUCUGAGGAAAUCAGUAUUCUCCAAGCACCUGAAGAUAUCCGUUGGUUUAAAUCUAACCCUAUAGAAUACUAUGGAAAAGUAGCUCUUUUAAAUCUUUCCGAUCUUAAAAGAGAAUGUACGAUGAACCUAUGGGUUAUGGAAGAUGUAGAGAAGAAUAUGUGGUCGGAGAAGACUUUGGUAGUGCAUCCUUCUCAAAUGGAUAUAGUCAAGAGCACUAGUUUGAGGGUAGCAGGUACAACUAGAAACAAUGAGGUUAUCUUGGUACCUCAUAAUAUACGUUAUACUCUAACCGGAGAGGUUAUCGUGGAACCUCAAAAUACAACUCUUUUAUACAUUUUUCUCUAUGAUUUACAAAAGAAUCUGAUGAGAAAAGUUGAAAUUAAAGAACCACCAUAUCAUACUAAAUUUUGGGAUGUUGUUGGGUUAGAUGAUGUUGAGAACUUCAUGUAUCUUUAA
Molecule: messenger RNA, 1296 nt
Organism: Arabidopsis thaliana (thale cress)
Lineage: Eukaryota; Viridiplantae; Streptophyta; Magnoliopsida; Brassicales; Brassicaceae
Product: F-box and associated interaction domains-containing protein
Exons: 1
Coding region: 1-1296 (431 amino acids)
Source: RefSeq, marked reviewed